Monascus purpureus is the source of this 8338-nucleotide messenger RNA. NCBI's taxonomy places the organism in Eukaryota, Fungi, Ascomycota, Eurotiomycetes, Eurotiales, Aspergillaceae. The record is from the annotation of a GenBank genome assembly.
CUUUCAUGACACACUGCAGGCCAUAAUCAACGGGACCGUCCACGCCAACAAUGUCCCAGCCCUGCUAAUAUGGAGGACACUCUAUGGGAAGAGGUGAAAUCUGGGAAUCUGGAGAGCCUGCGCGUCGUUCUCUCUUCGAGUUCGACUGCUCGCAGGACUCGUGCUCUCCAUGAACUCCAUGAGAGAAUUGGGUCUAAAUUACCGCAAAGCGCCCACAGAACUAUCCUAGAUCUUCUCUUCAAGACGUACCCUCUCUACGUCGAUCGUCCGUCUCGCCAAGCUGUUCAGCAAUGUCUCCGCUCCCUCCUCAAGGCCCCCACUCCGAUCGAGGACCUCAAACACUUCACCCAGAAGUUACAGACAGAGACUUCUAAACCGGGACUGGCUCCAGCAUCAGCUUUCGUCUUGCUGGAGUGGUGCUCUGUUUUGUUGCAGAACCUACGGGAUGACUCCACUGUGCCCAUGUCGAAUGUGCUGGACAUAAUCUCAGUAGAUGCAAAGGCGCUGGAAAGAUGUCUUGCCGGGGAGCCCAAACCAGCGGUAAAGCAGUCUGCUCUCCGAGUCACAAGACGGGCUUUACGUGCUGUUUUCUCUUCCAAGACCUGGGGUGACGAUGCCAUAGGCCAGUCUGUCAAUCGGCUAACUAGCGAUUCGACUGCUGGGCAGGGGAAUAUCCCUUUCCUUGGUGUGAUUUCCGGAGUGUGCGCACGCCUCCAAACGAAGAAGCCUAUUUUGGAGGAAUACAAAAAGACAAUCUAUGCGUUCUACGCUAAGGAUGUCAUCGGCUCCCGUACCAUUGUGCCAGCACAUGUCGCAAAUGGGCUGUCCGAUUUCUUCUUGUCGUUUGCUACCUAUGAUGAGGUAGCAUCGGAGUUGAUACCACCUCUCGAGAAAGCUAUUUUAAGGUCUCCAGAAGUAGUUCUGAAUGGCGUAAUACCAGCACUAUGCUCCUCGUUGCCCGAUGUUGAUCUGUCGGAUGUUCUUUGUUCUCGCCUUUUGAAGCACCUACUUUCCAGCAUGAAGUCCAACAAUGCUGCUAUCAGGCAAGGAGCCGCCCAAUCUUUUGAAUCACUCCUGUCGAAAUGCAAGACCGAGAGCUCGCUCUUGAAGAUGGCAACUGAGACCAUCAGCCCCCUCAAAACUCAGAAAAUCACCAAUCCUGACCAGCGUGCUGUGUAUGCUCAGGUACUGGCUGCAAUUCCAUCUUUCGUUGAUAUAUCUGUGGAAAUUAUACGGGGCUUUGUUCCGGUAUUUGCGCGGGAAUCCAAUGAGGUUGCUCUGGAACAAGAGAUUAAAGCGUUUUGCAAGCAUCUUGCCUUCGUCGUUCAAUCGAGGGUUAAGAUUGCCGAUGAUGUCGUCAGUGCAAUUGUAAAGGGAUCUUCUGAAAAGAGAAUCCCGUUCCGGAAGCUUUGGCAGCUUAAUGUUGGAGACGUCUUGUGGAAUACCAACCCCGAAGCUUUGAUUGCGCCUGAAAUUAAAGCGCUCGUUGACAAAUUUAGCAGUAAGAUGAAAGAAUUAUCCAAAGAGGUAAUCUCUAAUCCGUUGCCAUCGGCCCAGAAUGGUUUCCUGUCGACAGCGUACAUCUUUGUGGCGCUGUUUGAACGGCUCUGCAAACUCCAAGACCAGGAUGCAUCCGAUUGGGAAGAUAUAGUGGCUCAGUCGAUGCUUCUGAGCCCGAAACCUUCAUUUCUUCUGAAUCCAAGGGCUUACUCGAAGUUGACUUCCAAAGAAGAAAUAAAAUGGGCUGUACGUGCGCUUGCUGCAGUCGCAUCCUGUUCAAAGUUCGAAAAUGCAGAAGACGCAGCUCAGAAUGCAUGGGCCCAGGCCUCUAUUUACACCAUCACAGGACCUGAACUUCCCACGAAUUCUAGAGAGGAGGCCGCAAAGUCGCUGUCGGGCGUGAUCCUCAAGAACCCGGCAAAGAUAGGCCGAGUUGUAAUUGGCGCUCUCUGGUCAUGGAUCCUGUCUUUUAGGACGGCGGAAAGGGAAUCGGCUUCUUUGUCCGCUGGUCCUCAGAGCGAAAAGUAUCUUUAUCUAGUCGCAAAGGCAAUUGGUAUUUCCUUGUCUGAUCUCCGGGGAGCCGAUGGACCUACUACUGGUCAGACCGUCGAUAACCUCUUGCUCGAAUUUCUUGUCCUCUGUCGACCGGAACUGAUUCCCAAUGCAUCAUGGAUUGCCCUCUGUUUGAGAACUGGUACAGAUCCAGGUAAUCUUGUCCGUGAACUACCUGAUGACUGUAUGAAACAGUUGACUCGCGUAAACGAGGAUCCUGUACAGUCAAAGGUACCCCAAGUCGACGCCGCUGUUUGUGGCGCGGCAGCGGACCUAGCGUUCGUGGCUCCUGAUGUAAUGGUUCCGCAUCUUGUGAAGCAGAUAGAAGACGAUCUGGACGUCAGGCGUAUAUCCAGGUUUUCUCCAACGGAUGCUGCUAUAGCGCGGACUGCUGAAGGGACAGUUUUCGUUGAUGUUCUCAGCAGCAAGGCGAGUCAGCCUGUCUUUGAUAAGAGCAGCAAAGACUAUGACACCCUAAAGUGGGAGCAAGAAUUACGGGCUCAGCUUGCUGAGAAGAAGGGACAAAAACAGAAAAAGCUCACUCCUGACGAUCAGCACAAAGUUAAUGCCCAGCUAGCUAAGGAGAUUAAGAUUCGGCAAGAAGUACAGGGAGAAGUGAAGAGAGUUGAAAGAGGGGCUGGAAUCGUUAGGGCUCUUGCCACCGGUCCCCUUACCGAUGCAGAUGGAUGGAUCAAUUCUGCUGUUAACUGUCUUUUAUCCUUGGCAAGAGCUGGAGCUGGCAUAUUUGUUGGGGAUACUGUGUCGAAGGCGUACAUUUCAUGCUCUGAAAAAUUGUCAUCCCGCCUGGGGGCCCUCCGUCCUUUUGUCGGCAUUGCAAUGCUGCGAAUUAUGGGGGGAGCCUAUCUUGCCCCUGAAUUGGAAGCGGAGCCUCUUGGGGAACUUAUCACAAGAAUUCUUUACCGUCUUCGUUUUGCAUCCGAGCAGCGACCCCUUGACGCGGUCUCCCUGGCCUAUGUACUUCCUCUGAUUUUUGUAAUUGUUGGCCGAAACAAAACCGAGGGGACAAAGGCCGAAGAAGGAGAGGAGCAACUCCUACUAGCCCUUGAGUUUUUAUCCUUCCAUUCGAGUUCAUUUUCUGAUAACCGUCUUCCUCGAGCCAACGUUCUGAACCACCUUCUGAGUUCUAUGCAGAGAUAUACUCAACACUACAAACUGAUCAAGGAUACCCUAUUUGACUUCUGCAGAUGCAUCUCUCAAAAUAUCAGCAAGGAAGAACUAGAAGCCCUUCUUCAAGGCAGCAUCGUCCCAGAGAUAUCCGUCAGGACUUCGGUGUUGCAGGUCAUCUCUGCUGAAAUUGAUCUGACAGACCUCGACUUUUCUGAACAUAUUUGGUUAGCUUGCCAUGACCACGUGGAAGAGAAUGUGGAUAUUGCGGAUACGAUCUGGGAAGAGAACGCUCUUGAGGUGGAUGAUGACUCCUACAGAAGUAUCUUGAAGUAUCUCGAUUCCAAAGACUGGCAGCUCCGGGGAGCUGCCGCUCGCUCAUUGGCACAUUUGAUUGAGCUCAUUCCAGCUGUGUUCGGGGAUAUCAUCCUGGAAUUGCAAUCCAAGUAUGAAAAUGAAAUUAAACCCAAGAUACCUGCAAAAGACAAGUACGGCAUGCCUGUUAAGAUGGACUUAACGGACCAUUGGGAGAGUCGAAGCGGCAUCGCGUUAGCGUUCAAGGCGAUGACAAAUGCUUUUGAGGGAGAACAAAUCGUUUCGUUUAUAAGGUUCCUGAUCGAACGGGGGCCUCUUUUGGACAGCAAUGCCACGGUGAGGGCUCAGAUGUCGGACAGUGGAAUAUCUGUGAUCUCCGCGAAGGGUCAGCAAAAGGUAGAGGAGCUAAUGAGACUCCUUGAAACGGCACUGGAAACGUCAGAUAAGGCCACUCAGAGCUCAGAUCUGCUCAAUGAGGCCGUAGUCGUCCUAUACGGUUCUCUGGCCCGACAUCUGAAAGCAGACGACCCUCGAUUAGAGACGGUUAUCAAGAAGCUCCUGGCUACGCUUCCAACUCCUUCCGAGACUGUACAAUCCGCCGUCUCUGCCUGUCUACCUCCUCUGAUUAGACUCGCUGGCUCCGAAGCUACUUCAAGUUACGUGCAGGAAAUGUUGGACCAGCUUCUACAGUCAAAGAAGUAUGCUACUCAACGUGGUGCAGCCUAUGGUCUGGCCGGAAUUGUCAGCGGGAAGGGUAUCUCGACAUUACGUGAAUUCCGAGUCAUGGCUCUACUCAAAGCAGCUAUUGAGAACAAGAGGGAGCCACAUCAGAGACAAGGCGCUCUCCUGGCAUAUGAGCUCUUUUCAACGAUCCUUGGACGUACUUUCGAGCCAUAUGUUAUUCAAAUAGUGCCCCAACUCCUUGCGGCAUUCGGAGACCCCAGCGUCGACGUUCGCGAUGCCUGCCUCGAUGCAGCCAAGGCAUGUUUUUCAAAUCUCAGCUCUUACGGUGUGAAGCAAAUCCUUCCCACGCUGCUCGACGGUCUCGAUGACUCGCAAUGGCGCAGUCAGAAAGGUGCUUGCGAUCUUCUCGGGGCCAUGGCUUAUCUCGACCCGCAACAACUUGCAGCAAAUUUGCCAGCGAUCAUCCCUCCACUCACCGUUGUCCUCAACGAUACUCAUAAGGAGGUUCGGAACGCUGCCAACCGAAGUCUCCAACGAUUUGGUGAAGUUAUCAGCAACCCUGAAGUGAAGAGCUUAGUCGGAGUGCUCCUGAAGGCUUUGAGUGAUCCGACGAAGUACACGGAUGAAGCUCUCGAUGCCCUUAUAAAGGUAUCUUUUGUUCAUUAUCUAGAUGCUCCCUCGCUGGCACUGGUCGUUCGCAUACUUGAGCGUGGUCUUGCCGAUCGCUCAGCUACCAAACGCAAAUCCGCCCAAAUCAUCGGUAGCUUGGCUCACCUUACCGAGAGGAAAGACCUCAUUUCUCAUCUUCCAAUCAUAGUCGCUGGGCUACAACUCGCAAUUGUCGAUCCCGUGCCUACCACCCGUGCUACGGCAUCCAAAGCUCUUGGGUCCCUUAUUGAGAAACUCGGAGAAGAUGCGCUUCCAGAUCUCAUUCCCAAUCUUAUGGCUACUCUGAAGUCCGACACCGGAGCUGGCGACCGAUUGGGAUCUGCCCAAGCUCUUUCAGAGGUUCUGGCUGGCUUGGGAACUACCAGACUGGAGGAGACGCUGCCAACCAUACUACAGAACGUGUCCAGCUCGAAACCUGCUGUUCGGGAAGGCUUCAUGACGUUGUUCAUAUUCCUCCCUGCUUGCUUUGGUAACAGCUUCGCGGCCUAUCUCAACAGGAUUAUUCCGCCUAUCCUUGCUGGAUUGGCUGACGACAUUGAAUCAAUUCGCGAGACAGCUCUCCGGGCAGGUCGCCUGUUGGUCAAGAAUUUUGCCUCGAAGGCUAUAGACUUACUGCUUCCAGAGCUGGAACGUGGCCUGGCAGAUGAUAGUUACCGUAUAAGACUGAGCUCAGUUGAGCUGGUUGGUGACCUACUGUUCAGCGUCACCGGUAUUACAGCCAAGACGGACAUGGAAGAGGAAGACGAAGAAGCGGCUCAAGCCGGGCAAUCGCUGCUUGAAGCUCUUGGAGAGGAGAGGAGGAACAGAGUACUGUCGUCUCUCUUUAUCUGCCGCUGCGAUACCUCGGGUCUUGUCAAGAGUGCCGCCAUGGGUGUUUGGAAGUCACUUGUCGCCUCGCCUAAGACACUUAAGGAGAUGGUUCCUACAUUGUCUGAGCUGAUUAUCCGUCGCCUUGGAUCGUCAAAUAUGGAGCAUAAGGUUAUUGCCAGUAACGCUCUUGGAGAUCUCAUUAAAAAGAGUGGAGAAAGUGUCUUGGCUUCCUUGCUGCCAUCUCUCGAAGAUGGUCUUCAGACGUCUCCAGAUGUAGAUGUCAGACAAGGUAUCUGUAUCGCCUUACGGGAGCUUAUCACGUCCGCUUCCCCCGAAGCUCUUGAGGAUUAUGAGAAGGUCCUCAUAUCCGCCAUCCGGGUGGCUCUCGUUGACAACAACGAGGAUGUCCGUGAAGCAGCUGCUGAGGCAUUUGACUCUCUGCAGCAAGUUUUGGGCAAGAAGGCCGUGGACCAAGUUCUUCCUCAUCUUUUGAUGCUUUUGAGAAAUGACAAGGAUGCCGAACAAGCCUUGUCAGCGCUUCUGACUCUGCUCACAGAGGAGACUCGUGCGAAUAUCAUCCUUCCCAACCUUAUCCCGACGCUUAUCACCUCGCCUAUUUCUGCGUUCAAUGCCAGAGCUAUUGCUUCCUUAGCCGAAGUAGCAAGCUCCGCAAUGACACGCCGACUACCGGCUGUUCUCAAUGCCCUAAUGGACAACAUCAUAUCAACGUCCGAUGAUGAGCUUCGACUUGAGCUGAGUAACGCCUUCGAUACUGUGUUGGUAUCUGUCGAUGAAUUUGAUGGUCUCAACGUUGUCAUGAACGUCAUGUUAUCUCUCAUGAAGCAUGAUGAUCAUCUACGGAGGGCUAAUGCUGCAUUGCAUCUUGCGAAGUUCUUCUCUGAUGCAAGCAUUGACUUCUCUCGGUAUUAUCAAGACCUGAUUCGCGCUUUACUCAUUUCCUUCGGCGACCAUGAUAAGGAAGUCGUGAAGGCAGCGUGGACCGCAUUGAGUGGCCUCACAACUCACUUGCGAAAAGAGGAAAUGGAGGUUCUGGCUAUUCCCACACGCCAGAUUCUUCGGCAGGUCGGAGUUCCCGGUGCAAAUCUACCUGGUUUUGGUCUACCGAAAGGUCUUACUGCUAUCUUGCCGAUCUUCCUUCAAGGCCUCCUUAAUGGCAAUGUAGAGCAACGUACACAAUCUGCUCUUGCUAUCGCCGACGUUAUCGAUCGUACGGGCGCAGAUUCGUUGAGGCUAUUUGUCACUCAGAUCACCGGUCCGCUGAUCAGAGUCGUAUCCGAGCGGUCUGUGGAGAUCAAAUGCGCUAUUUUCUUCACACUCAAUAAGCUGCUUGAGAAGAUACCACUGGCCGUCAAGCCGUUCUUGCCACAGCUACAACGGACGUUUGCACGAGGAUUGGCAGAUCCAUCUAGCGAAACUCUACGCAAUAGAGCCGCCAAGGGCCUUGGAAUCCUAAUUACAUUGACUCCAAGGGUGGACCCCCUCAUUGCGGAACUUAUUGCCGGUUCGAAGGUCGCGGAUGUUGGGGUUAAGAAUGCCAUGAUGAAGGCUCUUCAAGAGGCUGUCAGCAAGGCCGGUGCCAACAUGAGCGAAGCGUCGAGAAAUGCCAUUCUUGGCCUUAUUGACGAGGAUUCCAGUGACCAGAAUGAUUCGGUGGCUAUUACAAACGCACGCCUGCUUGGUGCCCUUGUUAAAGUACUUCCUCCAGCAACUGUGGUUCCACUUCUCAAGAACCGCGUGGUCACAACUCAUUUCACGCAUGCGUCAAUUCUUGCACUAAAUGCUGUGCUCGUGGAAUCUCCAUCUUCUUUGGCCGAGCAUUUUACUGCUGAGACGCCUUCGCUCAUCUGCCAAGGAAUUUCUCACAAGGAUGUUUUCAUAUCUGAUAAUAGCAUCCUCGCCGCAGGCAAGUACCUUCUGACAGGAGAUGAGACUCACAACUUCGAGACCAACAAGUCGAUCUUUGAGGCGUUGGCGCCUAUCAUCCAACCUGGCAACCCUGGCGAUAGCCGCCGGUUAGCUCUGGUAGUAAUCCGAACUGUCAGCCGCCUUCAUCCUGAACUGGCUCGGCCUCAUCUGGCUCUCCUGGCACCGCCGAUUUUCGCCAGUGUUCGGGACAUGAUUAUCCCGGUCAAGUUGGCAGCGGAGGCGGCUUUCCUGGCCCUGUUCUCUGUUGUGGAUUCCGAAGCCGCCGUCUUCGAGAAAUACAUGACUGGCCCAGGAGCAGAGCUGCCGCCUGGACCCAAGCGGAGCAUGUCGGACUACUUCAAGCGGGUCGCGCUACGUCUUGCCAACCAGGCCAGAGAACGAAGAGAAGCAGAGGGUGGACAGGGAGGUUUGGGUCUGUCCAAUGACGAAGUCGAGGAUGAGAGAGAAGUAUGGAGUAUCGGGAAAGUCGAUCUUGGAGAGGCCUUUGGAGAUGAAUGAUUGUCUUUCCCAGGAGGUAUUCAUGCAUCUACUCAUUGUAGUGAAAAAGCCCGUCUCUAUAUUUUGUAUUCAUUCCGUCCAUACAUUUUCCGCUCUGUCGGUUUCUAGUUUGUCUCUAUUGCUAUGUUCAUUGCUGUACAGUGUACAGUCACGUGGUAGCGUGCUCAAACAGAGCAUCACUACAAAUAAAUAAACAUUUUACGCAGAAGGUAUUCAGGGAUAUCAAUGAUGAAUAUAG